This is a messenger RNA of Lucilia cuprina (Australian sheep blowfly), 2139 nucleotides long. RefSeq names its product angiogenic factor with G patch and FHA domains 1. Gene Ontology annotation, molecular function: nucleic acid binding; protein binding. NCBI's taxonomy places the organism in Eukaryota, Metazoa, Arthropoda, Insecta, Diptera, Calliphoridae. The record is from RefSeq and is a predicted model, not a curated record. The transcript has 11 exons. The coding region runs from base 103 to 2079 and encodes 658 amino acids.
UUUUGUUUUGUUGUCGAAGUAAAUGAAGUUUUUGCUGCAAAUUAUCUAAAAGUACGACGAUUUUUCUAUUAAAAAAUAACUUGUAGUUAAAAGUCCGAAACAAUGUCUAGUAGUGAGACUGAAAAUACUGAUAGAGAUGAAAAUAAACCAUCCAAGUCAAUAAAACUUAAUAUUAAAAACAUUCAAGAAGUCAAAGAAAUGCGGACUGAAAAUCUUCAUGAAUACAUAGACGAGCUUCAUGCCCUGGUAAAAAAACAAGACAAAAAGCUAAAAAAGUACAAAAAUAAAAUCAAUAAAUUGAUUAAAGAAAUCGACAAAUUAAAGGGAUCUCGAAAAGAUGAAAAUUUAUCAUCCGAUUCACAAAGUACUGCUGUUUCUGUAAAUAAAUCGAAAAGUUUACCGGUAGACAUAAAUAAGGAUAAUGAGUCGAAAGAAGAUGAAAGCGUUUCUGCUAAAGAUGCAUUCAGUUUUGUCGACGAAAUGAGACAAGCUGCUCAACAGGCGCAGAAUAUCAGCAAUUUUAUUUAUGAACCAACAUCUGGUCUAUAUUACGAUCAGAAAUCUGGUUACUAUUAUAAUGCGGAGUAUGGCCUUUAUUACGAUGGCAAUACUGGUUGUUAUUACAGUUAUAAUCAGGAAAAGAAUUGCUAUGAAUUCCAUUCACAAGUUCAAGUACAACCUACAGCUUCAGCGAAAAAGGAUUGCAACGUUGAUGACAACAUGUUUGAGAAUUACGAGGACGAACAUAUUGAUGCGGAUGAUGUUGACGAAGUUGUUUUCGAUGAAUUUGGUGUUGUGACGGAUCGCGAAAAACUAAAGAGGCUGCGCGAAGAAAAAGAACAACAAAAGCAGGAAAAGGAUCGUAAAUAUAAAAAGAAAUCAUCGAAGAGCAAGGAUAAAGACAAGGGACGUAAACACAAGAAAUCUUCACAUAAAAAACGCAAACGUUCUAAGAAACAUACCACAUCUAGUGGCGCUGAUUCUGGUAGUGAAGAUACCGAUCGAGAGAAACGUACAUCUCGAGUAGAUUUUGAAGAUGGAGAACUUUCCACUUCUAGUUCGAGUAGCAGCUGUGAUAGUAAAAGCGAUUCCGAAGAUGAAAAACGUAAAGUGCCCAUAUUUAAGAGCAGUGGAAGAUUCCAAGAUAUUGCCAAAAAGUAUCCCCCUUCCCUUCGAAUCGUUGUACAAGAAACUAAUUUGGAUGACCUAAAAGUCGGAAAUCUUAGUUUGAUUACUUAUAAGGGUGGAAGUCUAGGACGUGAAGGCAAUCACGAUGUAAUAAUACCAGAUGUCAAUGUUUCAAAGUUUCAUUUAAAAUUUACCUAUGACACAAAACAAUCAACUUAUAAAUGUGUCGAUUUGGGAUCCAGGAAUGGUACCAUUCUAAAUGGUACACGUAUGUCGGCCUCUAAAACAGAAAGCGAAUCAUAUGACUUGGUCCACGGCAGUGUCAUACAAAUUGCUCAAACAAAACUCCUAUGUCACAUACACGAAGGCAAUAGUACUUGUGGUUUGUGUGAACCGGGUCUCUUAAUAGAACCGCAACAACGAGAUGUUUCAUCUGUAUCGACUGUGGUACUUUCUCAUAAAGAACAGUUGAAGAAAAUCCAAAAGAAAUAUGGAUUAGAAAAUGAAAAGUUUGUUGACUCAAAACAAAACUCUACAGGUGGAAAUGCGGGAGCUGGAAAUAGUGCUGGCAGCAGCUCUAAGAAUAGCAAAAACAGUUACCAAGAUCGUGCUGCUUCUAGACGUUUAAAAGUCGGCAGUAGUACAGAUAAAGAGAAAACACAAACAGCUUCUGUUGAUACUGCAAUUUCAAGUGAUAAUAAAGGGUUUAGAAUGCUUUCUAAAUUGGGUUGGAAUAAAGGUGAAGCUUUGGGUAAAACCCAGGAGAGUGGAGGUCUUUUAGAACCGAUUAAUGUUGAGUCAAAUUCUGGUCAUAAGGGUCUCGGUUGCGAUGACCCCACUGCCGGUCUGACGUUAACUGUUUCGGACAAAAAGAAAAUAGAAAAUAUGAAAAAGACCAAGGAGCGCUAUGAAAAAGCGGAUAUUUUUAGUAAUAUUUAUGACAGCAGUUAAAUAGGAAGAAUUUUAUUUAAAUACAUAUGUAAAAAUAAAACGUUUUAUUUGUACCUUAAA